Molecule: messenger RNA, 339 nt
Organism: Lymnaea stagnalis (great pond snail)
Lineage: Eukaryota; Metazoa; Mollusca; Gastropoda; Lymnaeidae
Source: the annotation of a GenBank genome assembly
CAGAGAGAAGAACAGCAUCAAAAAGCGAUAGAGAACUCCAGGAAAGCCUUCACCAAAGUGACGCAUCACAGCCGUGCCGUGUCCCCAAUCGAAGGGACCGCCAAUAAUAAAUUUCUGAAAAAUCGAAAGGAGAGUUGGUCGCCUCGGGCAUCAACUGAAGAGCUGCCGCCAUAUUUAAGGGACGAGUUAUACCGUCACGAAAAUAUCUGCCAUACGUCACCGAGACCAAACAAGUACAAACUAAUCGGAAAAUAUAUCGAUCAGGUCUCAUUUGUGGGGUUUUUCGUUGUGUGGUUCGGUGUAACUGUGGGAUAUAUGUUAAAUAUUUCUUUGAGUUAA